GAAGAGCUGUGAUUCAGACGUUGCAUGUGUACAUGAAAUACACGAAUAAUGUGCAGGUGUUACUAAAAGCUAUUGUUCAACAUGGCUUGGAAAAUGACGAUCCUCGUGUUCGAAAGGAGACUGUUAUUUCAUUACCAAUGCUGUUCACUCCAGGAGUUCCAGAGAGAAAACUUCUUUGGAAAUCACACAGUCGUUGGCAAAGAAACUCCUGGAUAACUCGGUGGAGGACAAUAUCCGUGAGUGUGCAUUAACAACAAUGGAAAAAAUCAAGAACUUGGUAGGAGAAAGGGAGUUUGGUGUUUACAUUCAUAAAUUGUCAACUCCUUUGAGGCGGGUAUUAUUGUCAAUUAACUGGCAUGGAAUUGGAAACAGUUUCUGAUGGGUACAGCUCAACAGCAAGUACUCCCCGUAGUUCAAAACCUCCAUUUUCCAAGUCUCCAAAGGUGGCUGACUCAGUUGCAAAUGGGCCUCCAAACACAAGUCGAGCUCUGUAUGUGGAAUCAUUUGAGUUUGGCAUCAUUCCUAGUCAUGUUAUGAAGCAGAUUGGUGAUCAGGAGAAUUUUAAACUGCGUGCUCAAGGAGUAGAGGAGCUAAAGAACUUGGUGAAGGACUUGCAAUCAAAUGAUGUGACAAGCAAUCUUAUGCCACAUAUGAUGCCUUUCAUAAGUUUUCUAAGCAAUUGCUGGAUGAUUCAAACUUUAAAAUUACAACAGUGACGUUAGAAAUUUUAAACAUUUUAGUGAAAAGUUGGGACAAAAUGUUAAGCUGUUUCUGAAACCAUUAUCCUCAACUUUGGAAAGCGAAUGGGUGAUAACAAAAUUGUUGUUCGUCAAGCUGUGAAGAGGGUAGCAAUUAAAAUGAUGCAAAGCUAUCAGCCCAAACCAGUACUAACUGUGAUAUUUGAUAACAUCCAUCAUAAAAAUUCCAGAGUAAGACUUGAUACUGUGAACAUUAUCAUAGCAGCCCUCCUCACUUUUCCCAGUUAUGACUUUGAUCUUCCCAGAAUAUGCCAAGUAGUGCACCAGCUCUCUGUGACAGCAAGAGGCAAGUGAGGCAAGCAACAUUAGAGUGCUUAUCUGUGAUAGCUCAAGCCAUGGGACAGGGUCGUCUCCAACCCCUUGUCCAUGCAGUGGAUGGAGUUGAACUCAGUGCUGAGGGCGAGGGGGUAAUGGCUGCAGUGCAGGGCUCGCUUAGCAAGACGCCAGCUCCCCAAACUGAACCACGAAGGGCUGGUCGAAUAUGCAAUGCCUAUCCCAUCCUCAGCACAAAGCCGCACAGGAAUCAUGCUCAUGGAGCAGAUGUGGACUGGAUCCUAGCUGUAGGAAAUAGUGGAUCAGCAAGACAUAUUUCUCGGUCUGAUACAUUGGAAAUAGAGUCAGUAACUUCUUCAGCUCGAUCACACCAGCAGUGAGCACUAUGGAAAAUGGGACACCUGGACCAAGCAGGACGAUUCAAAAGUGCAAGCAUGAGAAGCAACUUUCCCUGGGAAGAUGAGAGAGAUGCAAGAGAGAAAAGAAACCAGCAAUUGUUGGAGCUGACUACAAAGUUUGCUGAAACAUUGGGAUACCUGACAUUUAAAACUUCUGAAACAGGAAGUGUGAAUGAUGGCCCUCCAAAACCAAUGCGUGCCACUUGGGCAGGAGAUGAAUCUGACAUCAACCAAACGCCAAAACGAAAGCCGCCACAGCGCCGCAUCACUGUGGUGGGCAUGCAUGGGACAGAGGACCAACAGCAAGAAUCAGGAUCUUACAAGCAAAUGCAUCUUAACAAGUUGAAGAAAAAUUAUGGCAGCACUGGAAAAAUCAACACAAACUCUAUAGGGGGACUUGACUUGGCUGAAGUAGAAAGAGCUGAUGUGGGAUCUCCUAACUUUUCUAACGAGGAUUCUUGGAGAGCAACAGACGAGUCCCCAUUUCCAUCUAAACCAGCGCUGGCUCGUUCUGCCACUCGCCGUCCAGCCAAAAGAGUGCCGCCAAUCGCUGCAGCACAGUCAGAGAGGUUCUCCUCCUCCUCCUCUAAAGAAGAUGACCAAGACAGCGCAUAUGAGGACUCACUUGAAAAGGGGCUCUAUGACGAGUCGAAAUCAGAGAUGAUGAAGUACUUGAAAAAACUGCGUGGUGGCGCAAAGAUGAUGAACUCACUGAAGAGUAUAAGAAGCAGUGCCUCUAAAAAGAAAGAGAAGAUCGAAAAGUUUGGGGGAAACUCGCGGUCUCGCUCCCCCUCCCCCUCCCCAGACUUGCAUGAGAGUGGGAUCUGGAGCACCAUCUCCUCUAAUGGCGAGUCCGAUUCAGGCUCCAUCUCCAGCCGACCCAAGAAAGGUAAAAAGACGGAGUCCCCAUUUGAGUCGCGGCCAAAGUUGGCCAGAACCAAUUCUUUCUCCAAGAAGAAAUCAGAAAGUAGUCAGGAUGACUCCGGGGUUAGCAGUGCUGGAAACUCGGGGGUCAUAAGAAUAGACUACAACCCUUCCAGUGGGGUAACAUUCCGAGAGAACAAGACCUCUACUGUUCAGGUAGUGGGCAAGGGGUACAAUGAGGAUCAAGAAGUCAUGGACAAACGGGGCAGUGUGGGUGGGCUUAAUAAAGUCCGAGAUCGAAGGAGGAUGCAGAAAGGCCCCUUGUUAUCUCCCCUUGGUGUGGCCUCCAUGCACAGUUAUGGGGCUGUGGAGUGGGAUGACGAAAAAAUGCCUACCCAAGACAGUAUUGGUGUAGUAGGCAAGGGAAUGUUUGACUCGAGUAAUGGAAUGGAACAUGCAGUGAAUGCUGGGAACUCCCAGUCUGGAGACAGGCAUGAUCGGAAACCCCCACGAACUGAUCGGAAAGAUUUUACAAGUGGCGUAGUUGGGGUCAGUAUUAACCGUCAGGGCUCAAGUGAUGAACCUGGAAUGGAAGAGACAGAUGAUCUGUCUUUGGAAGAUGAUAAUAGUAAAGCCAUGAGCAGGGCCGUGAAAGACAGACUAGCCAAAGCACAGAAAAUAAAGGAGGAAGAGUUGGAGCAACAGAGAAUAGAACGAGAGAGAAAGAAACAGGAGCAUGAUGAAAAAUUGCGGAAGGAGAGGGAGCGGCAACAAGAGAAGCUGAAGAGACUCAAUACCAGCGAAAGUAUCCCUGUUACUACCCCCAAAAAGUCACCCUCACCCCGCAAGAAGGCAGGCAGUGGGCCACCUACCAUGAAUGGUAAUGCUAGUCACCCUGUAUCUGCCUCUUCUAAUGGUCUCUAUGAAUCUGAUAAUCCCAAUGACUGGCAACCAUACAGAGAUCCAGAAGGAGCCCUCCGUGAGGCCCAUAGGAAUCUUGGCAGUGAUGAAUGGGAGGCCAAGUGUAGUGGUGUGAAUACGAUCAGAAGACUGGUGAUGUAUCAUCCUGAUACAGUCAAUGCUCAGCUCCACACUGUAGUGCUGGCAAUGUUGAAUGAGGUGAAAAACCUUAGAUCUCAAGUGUCCAGGCUGGCCAUUGUUGCUCUUGGGGACAUGUUUACUCAUCUCAAGAAGAGUAUGGAUGCAGAUGUAGAGAUUACUGCCAAAGGUCUCUUAGCCAAAAAUGGAGAGAGCAACGGGUUUAUCCGAGAGGAUGUAGAGAAGUCUCUACAUGCCAUGGUGGAAUUCAUCACUCCACAGAGGAGCUUGUUGGCACUGAUUGCUGGUGGUGCUACUCAUAAAAAUGUGCAGGUCAGAAAAACAACAGCUCGCUUUGUUGUGGAGUUGGUAGAUAAAAUGGGGCCUGGACGAAUUCUGAGUGGCGUCAAGGAUGUGACUGACAGAGUGCUUCCCACAGCAGCUCACUUUGCCAUAGAUUCGUCACAGGAAACUAGGUAUAAUGGAAGAAGAAUUUUGAGCAUACUAAUGGCACACCAGGACUUCGACAAAAUGUUGUCAAAGCACUUGCCAACCAACACUCUCAGGAAUAUUCAAGAUAUCGUGGAAGGCUUGAAGACCAAGGGUCUUGGAGAAAUGCCCCAUGAAGCUUCAUCAGCAAGAGGUGGACGAGGACCAGCAAGCCGCGCAAGUUCAAUAGUUCGAGGUGGCUCAGCCAAUAGUGAGCUCCAGAAUAGCACUCCUUCAAGAAGACCUGUCCGUCAUGAUGAUGCUACGCUGGAAAGUAUCAAAAACAUGACAAAUCUCAUAUCCGCCAAUGAUUGGAGAGAUCGUCACAAAGGCAUUGCCAUGUUACUUGACAUGAGUGAAAACAAUACAGAUGUGGUGAACUUAAAUGUUGUUAAGAUUUUUGAUAAGUUUCUGCCCCGGUUACAGGACCCAAAUAGUAAAGUUAACCUAUUUGCAUUGACUGUAAUGCUGCAGAUUGUCCCAAUAUUGAGGGACUCCCUAACGCAAGUCCUGAGCAUGGCCAUUGGAAAUAUUGCUCCCAAUCUGUCAUCUAAAAAUAAAGAGAUUUAUCAAACUGCAAUGGAAAUCAUCAACUCAUUAACGGAACACAUAGAUGGUGGCCAGUUACUACAACCGUUGGCUAAUCAGGCCCAGUCAGCUAAUACUAGAAGUAAGCCUGACCUAGUGACCAAAGUUGCAGAACUUGUGACAAAGGUUUAUCAGCGCAAGCAGAAACAGGUGGUGCUACAUGUGUUGCCUCUUUUAUGGCACCUUCUGGGGGCCACAAACAGUAGUGGGGCAGUUCAGGGUGGUAGCUCAAGCAUUCGCACUGCAACUGCUACUCUGGUCAAUUCUCUCUACAAUCAGAUGGGACAGACUUUGUUGGAGAAAGCAACCUCCGACUCCAAUGUUACCCCACGCCACCUUCAAUUGCUUCAGGAAAUGCUCGAGAGAUAAAAGAACCAACACUGUGAUAAAUGUUUAUGUUUUUGUUAUUUAUGGUAUUAGAGUGGCCAGAGAUGUUUGUUUUUGGGAUUACAGACCUGUGGUGUUUUAGAAAGGAAAAUAAUUUGUCUUCUAUUGUUUUGGGCAUCAUUUCUAAAAUUACAACAUUGCAUUUUGUGUGAGAAAAUAUUCUUAUUGUAAUGGUUCACCAUUAUACAUUGUUUAUACAUUUAUAUGUAAACACAAUAAAUCGCCAUUUUUAUCUUUUAUGUGAAAUUUAAAACUUCUAAAAAUGAAUUUUUACAAUAUACCCAUGAGCAUUCAUGCAUUGAAAAUUCCUGUGAACCUAAAAAUGAAUCUUUGGUCCAAGCUAUUGAGUUUUAGCUUUGAUGUUCUGUGAUUUUCUCUAGUUAUUGGAGAACAUGUUAUUAACCUAUUGUAAUAGGUCAAUAUUGUGGAUAUAUAGUAGAUCUAUUUUAUUUAUAUUUUCCUGUGUGAAUGGUAAUGAAAUCAUAAUGUUGAGUACAUGAUUCAUUUACAAUUAAUUAAGUGAACCAGAUUGUUAUGAAGUUGUGUAGCUUGUUUACAAAUUAAUAUUUAAGAAUCAUGUGUUGUUAUUAUUAUGAAAUAUUUAUUUUGUAAGUGCAAAUAAACUAGACUGUUUGCACCUUCUCUUUGUUAAACUAUAGCCAAUUCAUGAUUUUUGUAGAAAUUGACCAAGAUCAGAAAAAAUACCCGAUGUAGCUGAAUGGUUUUGUUUUAAUGAAGAGUUAGAAUAGCAUAAUAUGCAUAUAUCAUCAUUGAGGAAUUUUUUUUUGCUAAACCAAAUGGAAUUAAAAAAAAUUUCUUAUUUGCUUUUUUCUUUUUUUUUUUUUUUUUAGGUAAAGAAAUGCCAGCAUUUCAGAAUUGCAUUUUUUCUUCCGUUUUCUGUAUGUAGUCCUCCUCAGCAUAGUGAAAGUGACCAAGUGGGUAUCUCACGGUGUUAGAUGUCAUGUAUAUAUAUUCCCUGUGCAAAAUGUAUCGAAAUAUAUCCCACAUAUGAACCGUCCUGUAUAUCAAUGCAUAUGUCACAUGCCCUAUUGGCAAUAUAUUUAGUUUUGUAAGAGAAUUAUAUAUUUGAAGAAAAGGCGUCAUUCAUUUUUCUCUUUUUAAAUUUUUAUUGUGGCUUGAAAUAAGUCAUGUUGUUGAAACAAACACCUAUUAGGAAUAACACCUUUUAGUCACAGUAUUAGUGUAUAUAUGCAGUCAUAUUCAGUCUAUUCAAUUUUUACAAAGUAUCUUCACAUGUGUUUAAUACAGACGUUUCGAUUCAGUUGGGUUUUAAAAAUCGUGCUUUUGAUAGGAAAGUAGUGAAGGAUUCUUUUGGGGGAUACCAAUGUUUGGUUUUUAUACUACACCCCCCACCCCCCAAAUUUACAAGUUGAGGAUUUGCUAGUCACAAGGGAAUGACAUAAAGCUAUGUAGAUUCUGGGCAGUUAUUUACUCUUCAGUGGAAAUGAUGUUAUACGUUAAGUCCGUCCAAUAUUUUAGAGUUAUGACGUUUUUUGUAUGUCAUAUCAUUUUGUAUAUACAUGUACCACUGUAUAAAAAUAUAUUUAUUCUUGAAUGGAUGUUUAUGGAGGAUGUUCCUUUUUGGCAGAUGAUCACUUGUUAAGAAAUUCAUAUCACAGUUCAAUCACAGUUUUUUGGGAAAAUUUCUGCAUUGACUUCACCCUGGAAAGUAUCCACAGUUUAAGUUGCUUGAUUAUUUCAAAACUUGGAAGAAUCUGCCAAACUAAUGUCCUCCAUUUGUGUUCAUUCAAUGGUUAAUUUUUUCCACCAGAAGCAAUUGUCAUAAUCAGUAUUAUGUUUAGAGAGAAUCUUUGGCACAAAGAAUAUGGAUGGAAAUUUUUCAUAGUAUUACAUUGUAAUGGUGUAGGAGUGUCUCUUCUCCUUUUCACAGCAUUUCUUUGAAACUGGGACAGAAAUUGACAGAAAUUAAGUUAUGCAGUUGGUCUGUUAUAAUUGUCUGUAGAGUAGAUAUUAUUGUGCAUAUGACAAUAUGUGCUUGCUCAAAUCAUUCCAUCCAAUUUCAUUUGGGCUGUGUUGGCUAUUUGAAAUACCAAAUAAAAUAUUCAGUGAG
Molecule: messenger RNA, 6887 nt
Organism: Ostrea edulis (European flat oyster)
Lineage: Eukaryota; Metazoa; Mollusca; Bivalvia; Ostreida; Ostreidae
Product: TOG array regulator of axonemal microtubules protein 1-like
Exons: 22
Coding region: 1424-4777 (1117 amino acids)
Biological process (GO): microtubule cytoskeleton organization
Cellular component (GO): cytoplasmic microtubule; cilium
Molecular function (GO): microtubule binding
Source: RefSeq, a predicted model, not a curated record